AUGGCUUCAGAGGUUUGUGCUGGUGGUCACCAAGUUCCAUUGGCUUUUAGCUUUUGGUGUCUGGAUACCAGGUCUUGGAGAGGCUGGAUCCUGCUGCUGAAGAGAACAUCCAUGCUGUUGGCAUUUCCUUCUCUGUCUGGACCCCAUGAGGAUAGCAUCCUAUGUGUUAUCGAAGAGCCAAGCUCUCAGACCAAGCCUCCCAAUAUCCUUGAAUAUGGAGAACAGGGAACUCCAGAUGGCCAAGGGCAAGUAUGUGAGGUUUUGAUUCUGGAAGUCUACCUAAUUUUGACAUCUAAGAGCUCAAGAUUUACAGAUGAAACACAUUUGAAGAUGUCUGAAAGGCACUCAGCCAGCCCUGGAGCAGGAAGUGAGGCCGGCUCACCUAUCAAGUUCAAGUACUCCAGUCUCCGAGAUUUUUGUUCCACAUCAUCCUGUGAAGAUAGUGGCCAUCAUGAGUUGUCAAGAUCUUGCAGCUUUGAUAAUACAGAUAAAGAUUUUUUUGGAACGAAAGAAAAGGACCCAGUAUUAAUCCACACACACCCUGAAAUUUCAGACCUGGGCUUAAUACAUUCCUUAAAGUCUCCUGCUCAAAGAAAUAAAUUUGUCUUUUCUAAGAAGGAAGAUACCCCAGGACUUUGUGAAACUCCUAAAUUUGCUGGAAAAAAAUCUUUACUACGGAGGUUAGAUGUAUCUUUCUCUCUUCUAAAGAAAGACCUUGAAUUACAAAACAGUUCUCAAAGUGCUAUAAGCCAAGUCUUCAAUUUAGACAAAAGUAUUCCUAACAGUGUUUUGGAUUUUCCAAAGCAAAAUAGCUUUAGCCCUUUAGUUACUAGCAAUGUAAAAACAGAGGAAGUGACUUCUAGCAGUCAAACCCUAAGACUAAAUUUUUCUCAACACAAAACUUCUACAAUUGAUGAUUCCAAGGACGAAUGCAGCCUAUUUGAAGUUGAAUGCAUAUCUCCAAUUCAGGGCAGUAAUUUUAAAGAUUCAAUCACACAGGACUUUAGUGAUAGCAGUUUAAGUGUUAGUGAUGAAAAUACAUAUCCUGAACUUCCGGGUUCCUCUGGUAGUAGAAUAACCUACAGCAGAGAUGAGGACAUAUUUGUGACUCCAGUAAAUAAUCUUGCCCCAAACACUGAAUUUUCUGCAAGUCAAAAACUUUCUCCUUCAGUUGAGAUAAGAGGCAGUAUUUCCACUCCUGAAGACAGUGGUUUUAACUCACUGAGCUUGGAUAAGUCAGACGAUUCCUUCUCUGAUCAAGAGGGUUCUUUUCAUGAACUAUUUCAGACAUAUAAAGGGACUUGCAAUAUGGGAGAUACGAUACAAAAAUCAGGGUGCCUUAGAAGGUCAAGAAGACAGUCUACCCUUCAGGAGCAAAGCUCACAAUCAGAGACAGAGGAGGAAAAGCAGAUCACCCACCCCACUUUUCAAACAAGACCAGAAGCUGCUUCAGACAUCUCAGAGAGUCCGCUGAGCACCGAUAAGAGUAGAGAUUUGACUUUAAGCUUUAAGAACUUAUCAAAGACUCCAGCCUUGCAAUUAGUGCACGAACUCUGUAUGAAAAGCAAAAGGAAAAGGUUCCAGGGAAAGGAUACAGAUGAAUUAUUAGAAGAAAGGGAUGGGGGAAAAAUAGCUGUACUGCAAUAUGCACUUGCUGGACUGAUUGGCAAGAAGAUGGGUAUAGAACAAUUGGACAUUUUAUCAGAAUUAAAAUAUAGAAAUCUAAAGCAUAUUCUUACUAUGGUUUUAGAUUCCUUGACUGAAGAGAGCUUAUACAGUGUCUGGAAUGUCAGUCGAAAUUGGCGUGAAAUUAUUGUUCAAGAUAAGAAAGCAAAUCGGAGGAGGAAAUUUUAUAUCACACACCUGAAAGCAGAUUCUAAGGGGGCUACAUUAAAUGUUGAGGAUGCUGCCACUUGUCUCCAUCUUUUAAAUCGCUCAGCUUUAAGAUCAGUACAAGCACAGGCUCAGACACCUAGUUCUCAGAAGGAGCAGGUUCCAACUUUGUCUCCUUGGGGAGAAGUUCUGACACCUCUGGCAAGCUCUACACUUAGUCACUUAAGCAGUAAACAAGAAGAAUAUGUUAAGGUCGCCAAGACACUUUUUAUUGGUGAAGCACUGAAACCUUGCCCAAAGUGCCAAUCCCCUGCCAAGUACCAGCCAUAUAAGAAAAGGGCAUUGUGUAGCCGCACAGCUUGUGGUUUUGACUUUUGUGUGCUCUGUCUGUGUGCUUAUCAUGGGUCUGAAGAAUGCAGUAAAGGAACAGCAAAGCCAAGGAAUAGAAAAGAUGCUCUCCCUGGAAGUGCCCAGAGUAAACGGAAUUUGAAACGCCUGUAA
Molecule: messenger RNA, 2334 nt
Organism: Octodon degus (degu)
Lineage: Eukaryota; Metazoa; Chordata; Mammalia; Rodentia; Octodontidae
Product: F-box only protein 43-like
Biological process (GO): regulation of mitotic nuclear division; negative regulation of meiotic nuclear division
Cellular component (GO): nucleus
Molecular function (GO): zinc ion binding
Source: RefSeq, a predicted model, not a curated record